CAUCGAAUCCGCUACUUCGGGCUGGAUCGUUUACUGAGGGAGAGAGAAGCGGCGAGCGCGAUAUGGCGGAGCUCCGCCACUCGGCUUCCAUGAGUAGCAGGGCCUCCGCCGGCGCCUCCCCUGCCAAGGUUGAGGAAGCUUCCCACUCCUUCGUCUCCGCUGCCGCCACCGACCUUGGCGGACGAGAUCAAGACCGGGAUCACGACAAGGAUCCCCACCGCCACUUCUUCGCCUCAGCCCUACUCAAUCUGCCUGCCCCCUUCCGAUCCCUCUUCGCGCUCGAGGACCCGAGGGUGUCCACCUCUUACUCCUACCGGAUCCUCGUUGGAUUCCUCGCCUUUCUUGUGUUGGUUGGCCUACUAUCCCUCCCCUCUUUUUGGAGUCGGCUGAAUGCACCUUAUUUGUGCCAUAAAGAAGGGAUCACACUUCAUUGUCCACGUGUGAAGGAGCCUCCAUCACUUUGGGAGAAUCCUUAUUCUUCUACUACCUCAUGGAAACCAUGUGCUGAACGCUGGGAUAAUGGUAUUACAGUACCUCCUGAGAAUGAAACCAAUGGCUACAUAUUCAUCCAUGCCGAGGGUGGUCUUAACCAACAACGUAUAGCUAUAUGCAAUGCUGUUGCUGUGGCAAAGAUAAUGGGCGCAACUCUUAUUUUGCCAGUACUAAAGCAAGAUCAAAUUUGGAAAGAUCAGACGAAAUUUGAAGAUAUAUUUGAUGUUGAUCAUUUCAUUGAAUAUUUAAAGGAAGAUGUACGAAUUAUACGAGAUAUUCCCGAGUGGUUUACAGACAAAGCAGAGCUCUUCACCAGUAUAAGACGAACUGUGAAGAACAUUCCAAAAUAUGCAUCAGCAGACUUCUAUAUUGACAAUGUACUUCCUAGGAUCAAAGAGAAGAAGAUAAUGGCUUUGAAGCCUUUUGUUGAUAGGUUGGGGUACGACAAUGUUCCACCAGAAAUAAACAGGCUCAGGUGUAAAGUUAACUAUCAUGCCUUAAAAUUUUUACCUGAGAUUGAGGAAAUGGCUGAUAAAUUGGCAGAAAGAAUGAGAAAUCGCACUGGCAGUGUGAACCCAUACAUGGCACUUCAUCUGAGAUUUGAGAAGGGAAUGGUAGGCCUCUCCUUCUGUGAUUUUGUUGGAACUAGAGAGGAGAAAGCAAUGAUGGCAGCAUAUAGACAGAAAGAAUGGCCAAGACGGUACAAGAAUGGAUCUCAUCUUUGGCAACUUGCACUUCAGAAAAGAAAGGAAGGUCGUUGCCCCCUUGAACCAGGGGAGGUUGCUGUUAUAUUACGUGCAAUGGGAUAUCCCAAGGAAACACAAAUAUAUGUUGCUUCAGGACAAGUGUAUGGUGGAAAGAACCGGAUGGCACCAUUAAGAAAUAUGUUUCCAAAUCUGGUUACUAAGGAGGAACUAGCGAGCAUAGAAGAAAUAGACCAUUUCAGGAAGCAUGUGACUAGCUUGGCUGCCCUAGAUUUUUUGGUAUGCUUGAAGUCAGAUGUGUUUGUGAUGACACAUGGUGGCAAUUUUGCCAAACUAAUAAUAGGAGCUCGCCGUUACAUGGGCCAUAGACUGAAGUCGAUAAAACCAGACAAGGGACUCAUGUCAAAAUCCUUUGGGGAUCCCUACAUGGGUUGGGCAACCUUUCUGGAGGAUGUUGUGAUUACCCACCAAACAAGGACUGGCCUUCCUGAAGAAACGUUCCCCAACUAUGACAUAUGGGAGAAUCCCCUAACUCCAUGCAUGUGCAGAACUUGAGCAAAAGUACCAAUAUCAGUUUUGUGUAACUUGUUUCUCUGUUUUUCCUUGUGUCAGUUUUCUUUCUCAUAAUUUGUCUUUUAAAUGAAUCAUAACUGGUGGUAGGCCUAAACUCUUCUUCCCGAAAGGAAAGAUGAUUUGAUGUUGCUACAAAAUUUACUCCUGAGAAUUAUCAGUUAAAAUGUUAGAUCAGAAGUUUAUUUUA
Zingiber officinale is the source of this 1956-nucleotide messenger RNA. Its product is annotated as protein PECTIC ARABINOGALACTAN SYNTHESIS-RELATED-like. Bases 63 to 1751 code for a protein of 562 amino acids. Lineage: Eukaryota; Viridiplantae; Streptophyta; Magnoliopsida; Zingiberales; Zingiberaceae. The transcript is spliced from 11 exons. The record is from RefSeq and is a predicted model, not a curated record.